ACUUUAACACGAGGCAUGGAGGUGAGGGAGCUGGGAACUGGCGCCGUCCUCCACAAAUUCAUGUUUUUGUGUUUUACAGCUCCGUGGGGAAAGAGGAGGUGGAAAACAUUUUACGCCAUCUUGAAGGGGACCGUCAUCUACCUCAUGAAGCAGGAAGAGUUCGGGCCUAGCAAACAGGCUUCAGAAGAAGCCAUCAGCAUUCACCACUCCCUGGCUUGCAGAGCUGAGGAAUACAACAAGAGGCCGCACGUCUUCCGGCUGAAGACGGCCGACUGGCGGAUCUUCCUCUUCCAGGCCGAGAACGCCGAGCAGAUGAGCUCCUGGAUCACUCGGAUCAACCUGGUGGCCGCCAUGUUUUCCUCGCCCCCUUUCCCGGCCGCCGUGGGCUCUAAGAGGAAGUUCAACCGGCCCAUCCUUCCUUCUGUCACAUCCAAGCAGUCCGAGGAGGAGCAGUUGGAAUCCCAUGAUGCCAUGCUGCAAUCGAUACUGGAUGACCUCGAUGACCAUCAGAUGACCUUUCCAGACAGGAAGUGGAAGGCCAAGGACUUUGAAGAAUACAAAUUGAAGCAGGAGUACUUUGAAUAUGAGGUGAGCCGAUGGAGUUUGGGUUCCUGCGGUGUUUCUCACAUCGCCUCCCCCCCCCCCCCCCCCCUCCUCCCGCGUCUCUCGAACCCCUACUGUCGAUCCAAUCGAGCCAAGUAUCCCAUAAUCCUCCACCACUCAAACCACCUGCCUACCUCCAGGGACACCUAUCUGAUCCACAGUGCUUCCCGGGGGUUGGGGGGGGAUUCCCGCAACCGUUUUGAGACGCAUUAAUCGCUCUACCGAUCG
Messenger RNA from Chiloscyllium plagiosum (whitespotted bambooshark), 831 nucleotides. Lineage: Eukaryota; Metazoa; Chordata; Chondrichthyes; Orectolobiformes; Hemiscylliidae. The record is from RefSeq and is a predicted model, not a curated record.